Molecule: messenger RNA, 1629 nt
Organism: Cryptomeria japonica (Japanese cedar)
Lineage: Eukaryota; Viridiplantae; Streptophyta; Pinopsida; Cupressales; Cupressaceae
Exons: 4
Coding region: 1-1629 (542 amino acids)
Source: RefSeq, a predicted model, not a curated record
AUGGUAAUUGUUGACACUUUGUCUAGUAAGGAAGCGCCCAAUGAAGAGGAUCAAAAGGAUGAGGAUACUAAGGAAGCUAAACAACCUAAGGAAGGGCAUAUUAUUAGCUCUCAAGAAGAAAAGGUUGACUCUUCCCCUCUCAUGAUCAGUUUCGAUAUGCAAGAAGCCAAGAAAUGUGCAAUAUUGGGUAUGAACCUCUUAGAUUCAGACCAAGCUUCUAAAAUAGUCAAUAGUUCUUCACAUGAUUCCAAAUCACCUAAUUGGGGUAAUGAAGAAGAAAUUUCUAGAAUUCUCAGUAACCCUGAAGUGGUUCUUGAGAAAGAAGCUGACUGGAAAAUUCCAAAACACAGGAAUAAAAAAGGAUCCAUUCCCUCGGCUGCCCAACUAAGGAAGUCUAGUAGAAUUGCUCAAGUUGAUGUUGAGUAUGUAUCCUCAUCCCUAGGACAACCUUCAAGCCACAAAUUCAGAGAAAAGGAGGCUAGCAAGAACAUAGUAGAUGGGACUCAGAAAACUCUGAAGGAGUUAGGAAUUGCCAACCAAAUUGCCCGCCCUCAGCCUUCUAUCUCUGAGUCUAAGGAGGAAGGGUCAGAUUCUAUUUUUUCAAUGGGUGAGGAGUCUGAAAGUGAUUCGAUGAGUGAGUCAGAGGAGAGUCUGGAUGACUCUGAAGUUGAAGCUUGUAAGAAAAGAAAACAAAAGAGGCGGGAAGAUAAUGUUAUGGAGUUGGAGGAACAAGUGCAGAGAAAGGAUCCUGAAGUCGACCAGAAAUUGGAGGAGGAGACCACAAGGGAAGGUUUUGAUCAGGGGGUUGAUGGAAAAGUUGAUAAGAUCACUAGUGGCGACGCCCCCAAAAAUGAACAGGACAAUCUUGGUGAGAAAACUCCCCCUUCAAAUCCUCCCUUUGAGGGAUUGAAAGGUUUUUUGGACACUAGCGAUUGGUUAAUUAAGAGUUACAAGAAAGUUGUGGAGGAUAAUAAGAAGUUGAGCCACAGGGUCCAAAUUCUGGAGACAAACAGUAUUGGUGGAGGCAAAUCUAUGAUGGAAAAUGUUGAGGAUUUGACUAAAACUGUUGUCAGAGCCGAAGAGAUCAGAGAUUCCUUCAAACCUAGGUUCGAGCAAAUUGAGAAGGACUUGACAGAGAUAAAAACUAAUGAUAAUGUUAUGGACCAAAUAAUGGUGGAUACUGAUAACAAAUUCAACAAAAUUGAAAAAUGCCUCAAAAGUAUUAUUCAACAAAGCUUUAGCAUUCUGAAGGCCUCGGCCGACAAUGCCAAAAUCCUCAUCAGCAAACUAGAGGAUGAGAAGGAUUCCCUGGAGCUGAAAUCAGACAUUGAAGUGGCAUGCAUAUCUAAUUCAACAAAGUUAUUUCUAUCUUUUAAUGAGGAGGAGGAGGAGGAGAAGCCACAAAGGCAAGGGGGUCCUAGACAGAGAGGGGAGGAUAAGGGAGAGGAGGCAGGAGAUGUAGGUGGAGGGGGUGGAGGAGGAGAUGGAGGUGGAGGGGGUGCGAAGAUAGGUGUGGUGUUAUUUGUUAUGGGAGGGAUGGAGGAUGAUAGGCAACCUACCCAGAGGAUGAUAUCCAACGUUCUACCUCCACCAGCACCUUGGAUAGGGAUAGGCACAGCUAGGACAUGA